CAGCCGGCCGCAAUUGCGGGCGCACCACACCGGCGGGGACCUGAGAGGAGGCGCUGCUGCUGCUGCUGAGGCGUCCCGCAAAAGCCAUGCUAGCGGCAGCCCGCGGGGCGGUGCGCCUGCUCCCCGGAGUCCGGGGCGGAGCGGGGAGCUCCCUGCUCAGUUCUCAGCUGUCCUGGACCAUUCAUUUUCGGGGAAACCACUGGCAGACUUCUAUGCUGGCAUUUCAGGCGUCCCUCCCCAUGAGAGCAGAACCGCGGAAGAAAAAGAAGGCAGAUCCAAGGAGAGAACAAGCACAAAAGGACCGUAUGAAGAAAAAGAUAAAAAAGCUGGAAAAAGCUGCCCUGGAAAUGAUUCCCAUUGAGGAUUUUGUAACACCAUUCAAGUUUUUGGAUGCUUCAAGAGUGCGAGAUAUCUCCCCGCUGUCCUUUGAGGAGAGUGAAAGGCGAGCCCUGCUCUUGAAGAAGUGGGCCCUGUACAAGCAGAAAGAGCAUGAGGCAGAGAUGGAAACACUGAAGUCUCUUAUGGCAGCUCAGCAGGAGGCACUAGAGGAAUUGCGUCUCGAAUCAGAAGAACUUUACCAAGCAGCAAUAAGACGAGACGAUGACCUGUUUCCCUUUGAGAAGGAGGGGCCUACUUACACACCACAGGUUCCUGGCUAUGAGGCUCCUGAAGGGAAAUGCAUCGACGUUACCAAAGUGUACACUCAGUGAGAUCAGAAGAUUGUGCCACGCAGCUGCAUUAAAGGGCAUGAGAGGAGGACACAAUGGGAUGCGACUAGACUAUUUCUUUCGCUUUUUCAAACAUCCCUAUGCAGGUGGCUGUCAAAAGAAAAUAAAAACACCACCUGUCCUUGU
Caretta caretta (loggerhead turtle) is the source of this 854-nucleotide messenger RNA. RefSeq names its product mitochondrial ribosomal protein L40 (gene MRPL40). The record is from RefSeq and is a predicted model, not a curated record. Gene Ontology annotation, cellular component: mitochondrial ribosome; mitochondrial large ribosomal subunit. NCBI's taxonomy places the organism in Eukaryota, Metazoa, Chordata, Testudines, Cheloniidae.